Dipodomys ordii (Ord's kangaroo rat) is the source of this 655-nucleotide messenger RNA. It is a transcript of the gene Paxx, whose product is annotated as chromosome unknown open reading frame, human C9orf142. Gene Ontology annotation, biological process: double-strand break repair via nonhomologous end joining. Gene Ontology annotation, molecular function: molecular adaptor activity. The annotation marks the transcript as partial. NCBI's taxonomy places the organism in Eukaryota, Metazoa, Chordata, Mammalia, Rodentia, Heteromyidae. The record is from RefSeq and is a predicted model, not a curated record. Gene Ontology annotation, cellular component: nonhomologous end joining complex; nucleus; site of double-strand break. The transcript has 6 exons.
CCCCGCAGCGUGACGGACGCCACCGAGCUCUGGAGCACCUGCUUCUCCCCAGACAGCCUGCCCACCCUUAAAGCCCGCUUUGGCCUGAGUGGGACCGAGGACAUCACCUCCCGGUUCAGGACAGCCUGCCAGCAGCACGGGGUGACCGUAAGCCUGCGGGACGGCAGGGCGUCCCUGACCAUUUCGGGAGGGCCCUCCACACUGGCCUUUGACCUUGCCAAGGUUCCAGGGCCUGAGGCAGCCGCCAGGUUGCAGACGCUGACUCUGGGCCUGGCAGAACGCGUGUGCAGUCUGGAAAGGCAGCUCGCAGCUGUAGAAGAGACAGCUGCCAACCCGAGGAAGAGCCCUCGAGCCGCAGGACCUCAGUUCUUCCCCCCAGAUUCUGAUCCACAGAGAGGUGGCUCCGGACCUGGGGUCAGGAGACGGUGUCCAGGGGAGUCCCUCAUCAACCCUGGCUUCAAGAGGAAGAAACCAGCUGGUGGAGUCAACUUUGACGAACUCUGAAGGUGUGGCCUUGCUAGGAGUCUGCCUGUGAGGGGGGCGGGGAAAGCCAUCAGCACCAGAGACUACUCCCACUGGCCAGUCCUGCUUCCGGGCAGGACUGCAGCUGCCCCACCGGUCUCCUUCCUGUCAAAUAAACAGCUACCGGAAUGGA